Molecule: messenger RNA, 1136 nt
Organism: Perkinsus marinus ATCC 50983
Lineage: Eukaryota; Perkinsozoa; Perkinsida; Perkinsidae
Exons: 9
Coding region: 12-1136 (374 amino acids)
Biological process (GO): proteolysis
Molecular function (GO): cysteine-type exopeptidase activity; dipeptidase activity
Source: RefSeq, a predicted model, not a curated record
CUCCUACCGUCAUGACAUUUUACCGCUCUUUGAUCUCCACAACUGUGGCCUUGGCAACUGUAGGCACUGCGUCUUCAGACGCUGACCUGGAAGCCCUCAAACGUGCCGAGUAUCUCGACAGCAAUAGUGACAAAUGCACAAGUAUGAUUUUUGGUCGAAAGGCCACUACCUUUGGGUACCCCGUAGCGACCCAUGCCAACGAUUGCAUGAACUGUGACAAUCGUAUAGCCUAUGUCCCUCGGGGCAACGGCACAGGCCCUAGGCCAGUUUUCGAUAAUAUCCACUCUCUCUACCCGAGGGUCGUUACUAAGGGCCGGGCCGAUAUUUACGAACCUUUGCCGGGUCAAAACGAAUCCACACCUCUGGGCUACGUCCCGAGCGAGGGGGAGACCUAUGCACUGUGGGAGUCGUCAUAUCCUCUCAUCAAUUCGAAAGGUCUUGCGAUUGGUGAGAGUACUACGGCUGCUAAUAAGCCUUUGGCUGUCCAGGAGGUCACUCAUAAGGACGAGAUCACGGGAAAGGAAGGUACCGCCCUUUUCACUAUCGCCCCACUGAUGGCCAUUGCCAUGGAGCGCUGUGAGACUGCUCGCUGUGCUAUUCAUAAGAUAGGGGCCUUGGCACAGGAGUAUGGCUUCGCUGGAGAGGAGUAUGGCUCUGCUGAGGCUAUUACGAUCAUUGAUGACACUGAGGCAUGGGUCUUCGAGAUUGAAGGGGACGGCAAUAAGGGUGCUUUCUGGGUCGCCCAGAGGGUGCCCGAUGACCAUGUUGCGGUGGUAGCGAAUAACGCCAUUAUUAAGGCAGUGAAAACUAAUGCUCCUGAUGAGUUCAUUUACUCUGAAGGUCUCUUUGAGAAAACCAAGGCGAUGGGAUUGUGGGAUGGGGAAGGCACAUUUGACUGGUCCAAGGUCGUAUCGGGUAAGCUUGCCCUUCCUCGUUACGCCUCGCUAAGACAAUGGAGGGUUUUCGAUAGGGUUGCCCCUUCACAGGGAAUCCCCAAUAACGAGGACCCUUAUGAUUACCCUUUUUCCGUGGCGGUCGAUAGACCUGUUACAAUGAAUGAAAUUUUCGAUCUCCACCGUGACCAUUAUGAAGGCACCGAGUUCGACAUGACUAAAGGAAUCCUCGCGGGUGAGUGA